This is a messenger RNA of Knipowitschia caucasica, 1488 nucleotides long. NCBI's taxonomy places the organism in Eukaryota, Metazoa, Chordata, Actinopteri, Gobiiformes, Gobiidae. The record is from the annotation of a GenBank genome assembly.
AUGGCGGCGGUGACGAGAGGCUCCUUCAGUGUUUUCAGGCGAUUGUUGUCUCAGCAGUAUCGCCGCCGCUGCUUCCGUCCUCUCAGCCUCCGCUCCGAGCGCAGUGUCCAGACUUCAUCCUUCACGUGUGAGAGAAGCCUGCGGAGAGUGGCCUUCAGGUCCAUCCACACCAGCAUCAUGCACCAUGGGCCCGUCGUCCAGUUCAAACUGUCCGACAUCGGAGAGGGCAUCAUGGAGGUGACGAUGAAAGAAUGGUACGUGAAGGAGGGGGACAAAGUGUCUCAGUUCGACAGCAUCUGUGAGGUGCAGAGCGACAAAGCCUCGGUCACCAUCACGAGCCGAUACGACGGCGUCAUCAAGAAACUCUACUACGAGCUGGACGCCACAGCGCUGGUGGGAAUGCCCCUCGUGGACAUCGAGACGGAGCAGGAAUCAGAGGUGACCCAGGAGGAGGACGUGGUGGAGACUCCUGCGAUGGCCCGAGAGGAGCACACGCACCAGGAGAUCAAAGGACACAAGACUCAGGCCACUCCUGCCGUGAGGCGCCUGGCCAUCGAGAACAACAUUAAGCUGAGCGAGGUUGUGGGCACGGGCAGAGACGGCCGCAUCCUCAAAGAAGACAUCCUGAACUUCCUGUCGCGUCAGACGGGCGCCAUCUUACCCCCGGCGCCGUUCCAGGAGAUCCGGCCCCCUCCCCCUGCUUCUGCUGCUGCCACGGCAACCGCACCCGUCACCGCUGUGAGCAAACCCCCGCCGGUCGCUAUGCCCAAACCCGUGUUCAGCGGGAAGAACGUCACAGAACCGCUCAAAGGUUUCCACAAAGCGAUGGUGAAGACGAUGACAGCGGCGUUGAAUAUUCCACACUUCGGAUACUGUGACGAGGUGGACCUGAGCCGCCUGGUGUCUCUGCGCAAAGACCUGCAGUCCCUGACCGCGCCACAGGGGGUCAGGCUCAGCUACAUGCCCUUCUUCAUCAAGGCUGCGUCUCUGGGGCUCUUGCACUUCCCCAUUCUCAACGCCUCCCUGGAUGAAGCCUGUCAGAACAUCACAUACAAGGCGUCCCAUAACAUCGGCCUAGCCAUGGACACGGCUCAGGGGCUGCUGGUGCCCAACGUGAAGAACGUGCAAACGCUGAGUGUGUUUGAGAUCGCUCAGGAGCUGACCAGACUGCAGACUCUGGGGGCCGCGGGUCAACUGGGGACCGGGGACCUGAGCGGAGGAACCUUCACUCUGUCUAACAUAGGAUCUAUUGGAGGAACGUACGCUAAGCCUGUAAUUCUGCCUCCAGAGGUCGCUAUUGGGGCUUUAGGAAAAAUCCAGGUGCUUCCACGAUUUGACUCUGCGGGUCAUGUGACUGCAGCCCACAUCAUGAAUGUCAGCUGGUCAGCAGACCACCGCAUCAUUGACGGCGCCACCAUGUGUCGCUUCUCCAACAUGUGGAAGGAUUACCUGGAGAGUCCAGAGCGUAUGCUGCUGCACCUCAGAUGA